CCAUGCGAGCCGAAACAAACGCGCAGGACACAGAAAACGGAGGGCCUCUGUUCCGACGACGACGGCGAGCCGCAUGCGCACCAACGGAGGAACAGACACGGUCACCGCGAGCCAUCGCCCAUAAAUAGCACCUACGUCUCGCACCUCACGGCUGCAUUGCAUACAUACCCAGAUACGCACACACAUAAUCGACCUUCAACCAAUCUAAGCUUCUCGAUGUUGUCCUCCUCAAGCAGCGGCGGCUUGCUGGCGGUGGCGAUGCUGGCGGCGCUGCUCGCCGGCGCGCGGUGCGCACCGGCGAAGGUGACGUUCACAGUGGAGCAGGGGUCGGACGAGAAGCACCUGGCGGUGGUGGUGAAGUACGAGGGGGACACCAUGGCGGAGGUGGAGCUCCGGGAGCACGGCUCCAACGAGUGGGUGGACAUGGUGAAGGCCGACGGCGACCUGUGGCGGUUCGACAGCGAGGAGCCGCUCCAGGGCCCGUUCAACUUCCGCUUCCUCACCGUGAAAGGGAUGAAGAACGUCUUCGACGACGUCAUCCCGGCCAAGUACACCAUCGGCGCGACCUACACGCCUGAGCAGUACUAGUGAAUUAGUUAGUGAGCGAUCGAUCGGUUGAUCCUGCUUCGAUCUCCUUCCGUCCAUCCUCGUGAUCAAGUUUUUCUUCUUUUACCCUGGUUAAGCUUUGGCAUGGGUUAAUUGUUGCUUUGCUGUAUGUUGAGAGAUAGAGAGAGGUAUAUGGUGCUUGGAUUCUGUUUAGCCUUCUUUGACUCCUGUAACUUUGAAAUGGUUGAUGAUAAGUAUAGUUUGGGUUGUGGGGAUGUAUUGGAACAAGAA
Lolium perenne is the source of this 837-nucleotide messenger RNA. RefSeq names its product pollen allergen Phl p 2. The record is from RefSeq and is a predicted model, not a curated record. Lineage: Eukaryota; Viridiplantae; Streptophyta; Magnoliopsida; Poales; Poaceae. Gene Ontology annotation, cellular component: extracellular region.